AUGGCGGGGCCCGGUUUCGUCUCACAGCACUCCCGGUUUCGGAGAGAAGGCACGGGUGUCCACGUGUUUGGGCUCUGUGCCACCGCCCUGGUGACAGACGUCAUCCAGCUGGCCACCGGCUACCACGCGCCCUUCUUCCUGACCGUCUGCAAGCCCAACUACACGCUGCUGGGCACGCCUUGCGACGCCAACCCCUACAUCACCCAGGACAUCUGCUCGGGCGCGGACAAGCACGCCAUCCUCUCUGCCAGGAAGACUUUCCCAUCCCAGCAUGCGACGCUCUCGGCUUUUGCUGCCGUCUACGUGUCGAUGUAUUUCAAUUCCAUCAUCUCGGACAGCACCAAACUCCUCAAGCCCAUCCUGGUCUUCGCCUUUGCCAUCGCCGCCGGCAUCUGCGGCCUGACGCAGAUCACCCAGUACCGCAGCCACCCCGCCGAUGUCUACGUGGGGUUCCUGAUCGGUGCCGGCAUCGCCGCCUACCUGGCUUACCAUGCCGUUGGCAACUUCUGCGCCCCAGCAGAGAGGGUCCCGGCACCGGCCCCCACCAAGGACGCGCUGCGGGCACUGACACAGCGCGGCCACGACUCCGUCUACCACCAAAACAAGUCGGUGAGCACCGACGAGCUGAACCCGCAGACGCGGCUGGAGGAGGCGGCACGGCCGGUGCCGCGGGAGAAGAACUCUCUGGGCAGCCUGAAGCGGGCCAGCGUGGACGUGGACCUGCUGGCCCCCCGCAGCCCCAUGGGCAAGGAGAACAUGGUGACCUUCAGCAACACCCUGCCCCGUGUCAACACCCCCUCCAUGGAUGACCCCGCGCGGCGCCACAUGACCAUCCACGUCCCCGUGGACGCCUCCCGCUCCAAGCAGCUCAUCACCGAGUGGAAGCAGAAGUCGCUGGAGGGCCGGAGCAUGACGCUGGCGGAGGAGGCGGCGCAGGGCCGGGGCGCCGGGGACACCGGUGAUGACGUCCCCCCGUCGCUCUACCCCACGGUGCAGGCGCGCGCGGCCGAGCGGGCGGCCAUGGGGCCCCGCGUCCUCAUCCAGCCGCGGGCGGGCGCCUCGCAGCUGGUGCACAUCCCCGAGGAGAGCCAGGCGGGCGCUGGCACCACGGCCAGCAGUGGCGCGGCCGUGCGCGCCAAGUGGGUGAUGGUGGCCGAGAAGGGGGCUGCCCAGCGGGUGGCCAACCCCCCGCGCCUCAUGCAGGUCAUCGCCAUGUCCAAGCAGCAGAACAUCGUCUCCAUCACCCCCAAGCACUCGGAGACCUCGUCGUCCUCCACCAGCUCUGACUCCUCCCAGUACCGCUCGCCCUCGGAGCGGGACAGCUCCAGCAUCAUCACCAUCGACGCCCACGCCCCCCACCACCCCGUCGUGCACCUCUCCGCCGGGAAUGGGCCCUGGGAAUGGAAGUCGGGGCCGAAGGGGCCGGAGGGGCCGGACGCCUACGAGCUGGGUGAGGCGGGGAAGGAUUUCCGCGGCUUCCGCGCGCCCAAGAGCGCCGGCAUCUCCCCCGGCUCCUCCGUCAGCGACAUGGAGCAGGACGAGCCGCGCUACGGCAGCCUGGCUGCCAUCCCGGGGGAGCGGGGGGACGCGCCCCCCGAGGGGCUGCUGGGCACGGCCAGCCGCGAGUCCACACUGCGCAGGAAGCCGGCCGAGCGCGACGGGCCGGCCGACAGCGAGGUGGACCACUACUACAAGAAAAUGCAAGCCAGCCGGAGGUUUAAGGACUGAGCCCCCGCGUCCCUGCCCCAGCUGGGGGGCCGAGGGGGGCUCCAUGAUGCUGGGGUUCCUCUCUGUCGGGAGGGCAUCAGGACGCGGCUGGCUUUGGCAUCGGGGCGACCGAGCGGCACGAGGAUGCGGCACAGGAUGUGACACCGGCCCCUGAGCCAGCGGGACCCCCAGCAGCUGGGGGGCUGGGGGGGUCUCUUCUCCACGGCCCGUAGGGCUGGGCAGCUCCAAGCACUUUUGACUUUCUUUUUCUCUCUAACACAGGUGCCGACAUUUCUGAGAGGGUGAUUUAUUCCAGCUGGGGAAGUGUACGUCUGUUCGGGGGGGAGCAAACGGUGCCGAAGGGCUUGGGGGGGGCUGGAUGGAGGGGUCUUGCAGGGAGCUGCAAUGGGUCCCGGCUCACACGGAUGUGUGAGUGGGUGCUGGGGGUGCUGUGCGGGGGGUUGUCGCAGCCCCCCCAUCCAGGACCACUGGUCUGUGUUGGGGGGGGACGGUGCCGGGAGGGAGGCUGUAAAUAAAAUAGUGCACGGGCUGAAACAGAGGGUGGACGUUGGGGUGGGGACACAGGGGCAGGGCCGGCACGGGGGGACACCAGGGCCAAGCUCUGUCCCCAGGAGCAGCAACCCUGGGCUGGGGAAUGAGGGUUUGGGGAUAUGGGGGGGUCUCCAGGCUCUGAACUUCUGUCGGGAAACGGCUGGAACUGCUGUGGUUUGAAAAGCAAAUAAAUGUGUGGAUGUUC
Columba livia (rock pigeon) is the source of this 2464-nucleotide messenger RNA. It is a transcript of the gene PLPPR3, whose product is annotated as phospholipid phosphatase related 3. NCBI's taxonomy places the organism in Eukaryota, Metazoa, Chordata, Aves, Columbiformes, Columbidae. Gene Ontology annotation, cellular component: plasma membrane. The transcript is spliced from 5 exons. The record is from RefSeq and is a predicted model, not a curated record. Bases 1 to 1728 code for a protein of 575 amino acids. Gene Ontology annotation, molecular function: phosphatidate phosphatase activity. Gene Ontology annotation, biological process: signal transduction; phospholipid dephosphorylation; phospholipid metabolic process.